CGACUGUUUUUGGGUUUUUGAUUUCCUGGGACAGAGGGUCAUCGACAACGACGAGGACAGCGACGAGCAACUCGGUGGAACCGGUGAGAUGAGCCGGGCCGACUCUCCGCCGGGGUUGGACGACAUCCUCGCGUCGCCGGCGCCACACUCGCUGCCAGAGAACACACAUAUGAGGGCACCCACCCACGCCGACUCGGCGUCCCCACAGCCCAUCCACGACUCUGACAGAUCUAACAUCCGGACCACGGUCACAGAUAUGCUACAUGACGACCAACACUCGCAGCUGACACCCAGAGAGAAACAGCUGACAGACAUGGUCCUCCGAUUAACAGACACGCCCAUCCCAGACACAGACCAGCUCACUCGACAAGCAGAUACGAUCGUCUCACUCACAUUCCACCGGGACCUGCUACUCCAUCAGGCAGAGGAACAGAGACUCAGGUGGGCAGCGGAGCGUGACGGAUGGACCAGGAUGGCAGAGGCACUCAUAGCCCGACAAUCCAAACAUCGCACUACUAACCCAGACAGAGAAGACGACAUCGAACAUCUCAAUACUUCACUCGAAUCGGAAAACAAAACCCUACGUCAGAAGCUCACCGAAACACAAUCUCGACUACAACUUCUCGAAGCUGAACUGACCCGUCUACGCCCCCUACUCCUCAUGCAACCGCUCCAAUCCAGUAUCAUCGUCCCCCCUUCUUCCUUGACGGCCACACCGCAACGACCCAAACACCCACAGCGGAAACGGAGAAAAGACCAGCUACAGAGUAUCCCUGAAGAUGAGACGGCAUUAGACAUAAGCGACGACGACACCGUAACCGCAACGGCCCCUCCAUCCGGCGGAUUAGACACCGUCACCACGCCAACACCUUCCCUCCCCUCCCAAUCCACCCCGACCCCUAAAUCCAAGUCGCGUAGACAAGACUCCUCGACAAGCAUAUUCCUCCAACAACAACUAACAAAACCGUCCCGCGGUCUCAGCGCAGAUGCCCGCGUCGAACAUCUCCUCCUUGCAGCGCGCAAAGUAGGCAAGGAACGCGCGACGGCUUUAUCAGGUAUGUUGCAACAGUUGGAAGAACGCGAGAAGGAAAGAGAACAGGAGAAAAGACGGGAAGAGUUUAUCGCCUCCACAGCGGCUGGUGUGACACCCAAAACGCCGAAACGAGGUUCUGCCGCCACCGCCAGCGCAGGAGGUGGUGGCGGUGUAACCGCUAACACGGGCACAGGUGUUGCGUUCCCAGGGUACCCGCUGCCCACUGAAGGAGGAUAUAUAUAUGUCAGUACUCCAUCCUUUAGACCUCCAACCACCCAAAUGCAUAGCACAACGACGGCCCCGUCUGCGACUCCCGCAGGUUCAUCAAAGGGAUCAGGAGGGACAGCCGCUCACCCAAUCCCAGUAUUCGUCCCUGCGUAUCCACAUCCCAUCUUUCAAACUCCCACCUCCUCAUCUACGGCAAGGACGAGGGUAGCCGGCACCUCUGCUGCGUCCGGUACGUCGGGUCCAUCUGGUGCGUCUGGUGCAUCGUCGAAGCAGCAGCAGCAGCAGCAACGCGAUACGAGAAUUCAAAACCCCCACACCCCUCUUGAUUCGUUGUUGAGCGCUGCGAGGUCGAUGAUGCAGGGCGGUGACACCAGUGCCGGAGGUGGAGGUGGUAGAGGAGAUGGAGAACACGAUACUUCUACCGACGAUCAGCCCUUCCAAAUGGCUGGCUCGCGCAGAUCAGCACUUGUACUCCACGACGACGACAUGGUCGUACCUGACAGUCCUGUCCCGAAACGGAGAAAAUUGACGUCGAGGGAAGAUAUGGGUAGCCUUAUCCCAGCUAGCAAUGCAACGACCGCGGGUGCCAGUAAUGCUGCAACAGGAAGGGUGAGAUCGGCACUGGACGUUCUUGCUGAUCAAGCUGCCGCUUUUAGCCCGCAGGAGGUGGGCUCUCGGACGACAACCACCACGGGAACGGGCACAUACACUUCCAACCCGAGGAAGGGGAAAGGAAAGGAGAGGGAGACUAAGGAUAAGACGGCCCGUGUGUCGGGUUUCUCGAAUUCGAGGAAGAAAAAGGGUAAAGAGCGGGAGAAAGUGAGAGGCGACGAAUCGGAGUCGGAGGAGCACACGGGAAGCGAAUCCACCAGCUCAGAGAAAGACAGCGGAGGGACGAGAAGUGGCAAGGCAAAGAGUCGAAAACGGGGCAGUGAGACGGAGAAACCGCCCCCGACUCGAUCUCGGACGCCCGAGUCGGUGAGGGAGGAAACUCCCGGGCCGCGUGGUGGCAUGAAGGAUAAUGGGUCGAUAGGAGAUGUCUCAGCGGAGGUAUCAAAGGGAGCAUCGCAAGACGGGUCGAGGGCCAUAACGGAUGGAUCGAGGACGGAUGUACCUGGGGAUCCUGGGGGUGGAGAAGACGCGACGACACCCAAACCUAAACCUAACCCUUCUCCACUGGUUCGAGGUGAACAGGCAGAAGUAUAUUCUGCUACAACUUCAACGAACCGUACUUCGCCGGCAGCACCCAUUCCGAGACCCGUACCAUCACCAAUCGCAUUGACCUCGCAAACCCUGUCACAGACGCAGUCACACAUGCUAUCAUCUAUUCCGCUCCCUUCCCUACAUACGCAUAUACCUCCUUCAUCCGCUGCAACACCUUCGACGUCGGCAUCGAGUCGCGAGAGUUCACCGCUGGACAUGUACACAAGACAACAGCUGGGACCGCAUCCGUCGGUGACUGGGCUGGUGCCACCAGUCUCGGUGCUGGGUGGUACUUCAAGUGGAUCUUUGAUACACACAGAGGGUGGCGAUACAUCGACCCAGAGUCAACCUGCAACCGAUCCUUCCACUCAGCCUGCGAGCGGUGCCCGUGCUUUGAGCCAGACAAGGGAUGGUACACCAUCGACUCAAACAACGACAACCGGUACACCGAUCCAAACAGCACGUAACAAGACAGUCGCUCGUGUAGCCAACCAAGACACUACCGCUGCCACCUCCAAACGACAGCGCAGUCCAUACAUGAAAUGGAGCAAGGAAGAGGACGAAUUGUUAACGCAGGCUGUUGCCAAGUACGGACAGAAAUGGGAUCUGGUGCAGAAAGCGUUACCGUCGAGAGGGUAUCAUCAAGUAAGGCAGAGAUGGUUGCGUAAGUUGGGUGUAUUUGACUCCAAACCAGACCUCUCAUCUUUCCAGACGGGUUCAUUGACCUCCCCGUUAACGUCUUCUAUGGCAUCCUGGUCCUGGCGCCCAUCGGAGCCUCCUCCCAAUCCCAAAUUGGGCCUUGCACCGCUGAGCAGCGAGCUAAUGUUUUCGUCAUCGUCUUUGCCAACGAGAGGUGGUGGUGGUGGUGGUGCAGCCGGGUCUAGGGUACCAUGAGGUGAGGUACGCCCGUCCGCUUUACCCGUUGGCAUCCCACAUGCAUAUGGGGCUCCGCUUCGUCAUUCGUUCCUCCCCCCACAUGCCGCACGGUAACGUCUAGAAUGGGUUGUCCUCCUUUUUUUACACACCUUAUCCCGAGUGGUGGGAUUUUAUCUGAGAAUUGUUGCUGCGCUGCUGCUGUAUUUUUUUUUUUUCUUUGUUAGAUCUCGAAGUUAAUUGAAAGGGGAUGUAUGUAUGUGCCGCAUAUGUCAUGUAUGAGAAUCGUUGAAUCAUUACUAGAUACGCGUGUAUUUUAUAUAUAUAUAUACAUAUACAUAUAUGUUAGUUGGAAAUGGGUGCUCUCGUGUUGGCGUGUACUUAGAUACUUGCUCGACGCCGGAAUUUGGCGGUCGGUGCAUGUUCAGCGGAGUGACAGUGGUCAUAGGUAGUCGCUGUGGAAGCAAGGUAUGUUGAUCAGCGACUUAGUUGUGCUCA
Messenger RNA from Pisolithus orientalis, 3835 nucleotides. RefSeq lists its product as uncharacterized. The coding region runs from base 89 to 3358 and encodes 1089 amino acids. The transcript is spliced from 8 exons. NCBI's taxonomy places the organism in Eukaryota, Fungi, Basidiomycota, Agaricomycetes, Boletales, Pisolithaceae. The record is from RefSeq and is a predicted model, not a curated record.